Linum tenue is the source of this 394-nucleotide messenger RNA. The record is from the annotation of a GenBank genome assembly. NCBI's taxonomy places the organism in Eukaryota, Viridiplantae, Streptophyta, Magnoliopsida, Malpighiales, Linaceae.
GUUCCUCGCCGGCGGAAGGAAAAUCCGGCUCGUGAAAUUCACUGGCCGCUGACGACUGAGGACGCAGAACCGCUGGCCGUCUCUGCUACUGCUGGGUUCUUUUAUCGUCGGGUUUGAUCAUCUGCCAAUCGUUGAAGCAGAGACAGAGUCGCAGGUGGGGGAUCCGAAAGAAGUGAUAUGUGAAGCGGCGGAGAAGCAUGGUGUCAAAUUGCUUGUGCUGGGAAGCCAUAGCAGGGGACCUAUUCAGAGUAAUGGUGGAUCUGUGGUGAUUGGUGGGCUUGGCAGGGCGUUCUUGGGAAGCGUUAGCAACUACUGUGUGCACAAUGCGAAAUGCCCUGUUCUUGGAGAAGCAGAGAAGAGGGUCGUUUUUUGGCGAAGGGUCGAGAAGGGCUGA